GAAUAUAAACCAAUCUGAACAAUGUAAAUAUAUACACGUUAAUUCGAAUGUGAAUUUCGUACAAAACAAAAACUAUUACCUAGUUCAGAAAAUCUUAAAUUCAAAAGUUAUUUUCUGUCAUGAUUAUGGAUACAUGCUUAAAUUACAUCAUCAAAUUGGUUGAGUAAAUAUAGAUUAAUAUUGAUUUCAUAAUAUAAUAAUGGAACCAUCAACAAGGCAAGAAUCUGUUGUAUCAGUAGCCGACGAUCAGAUUCGAGCGGCUUCGAGACGAUCAACGAGACUACGUCUGUCCACAGUAGAACAAACAUUAUUAGAAAAAAGACUUUACGAAGCAUUUGAUGUGUUUGAUACUUCAAAAACUGGUGAAAUAGAUGUCAGAGAUUUAGGAACCAUUAUUAGAGCAUUGGGAUGUGUUAUCACUGAAGCCGAAUUACAAGAGAUACAAGUUGAAGUAGAAGAUGUAGAAAAUAAUUCUGUGUCAAUAAACAGAUUUGUAGAGUACAUGAACAAAGCUAUUACCGAACGCAAAUUUAAACCAGCUGAACCAGAGGACUUGUUAAAAGCUUUUCAAUUGUUAGAUCCUGAAAAUCGUGGCUACAUAAUGCGCGAUGUUUUAGCAAAAGCAAUAAUGGAAAUUGGCGAACCAUUUUCAGAACAGGAAAUAGCUGAUAUGAUGGUUAUUGCAUGUGAUCCAGAAACGAAAAGAAUUAACUACGAACAUUAUAUUAAUUUAUUAAUUAUAAAAAUACCUGUUGAAAAGAAUGUAUAUUCGAUUGUUGAUAAAAUGGAUGCAGAUAAAUUAGCAGCUGCACCUAAGAAACGUAGAUUAGAAGACCUUCUUAUCAGCUAUAAAGUGGAAUAAUAUAAAAGCUUACAAUAUGAUCUAAACCCUCUUGAACAGAGUGAUCUCUUGAAUAAACCAAACUUAACUUGGAACCUUGCACUGCAACUGGACUUUUUCUUGCUAUCUCACUUGCAAGUUUCAUUGAUCCCUUUAUAUAUACAAGUUCUCUAACCAAGCUAUCAGAGCCUAUAAUUUUGGGAAAUCUUUGCAAUGUUCCCACAUCAGCAGCCAUACCUAUGUCAACUUCCUUUAUUUGAAACCAUGCACCUGAAGAGCAGUAGCGAAUAUCAGCUGCUGAUACCAUGUCUAUACCAGCACCAAUACAUGGGCCAUUUAUAGCUGCAAUUACAGGUUUUGGACACUAGAAAGUCAUAUAAACAAGAUUAUGAAAAUAUAGAUUAAAAAUCAAUGUUUAACAAAAGUAAACAGGGACCACGUCUGUACACUGUACGGACUCUCGAGCCGUUCCCAAUGAUUGCCGAGUGGCCACGAUAUACUGCGUUAUUUCUUUUUGUUUCGAUCCUGUGUUCAUAAAUCGUAUCUUUUAGCAGAGAUCAAGUCUUUCGAAUUUUUAACUUUGACUUGUGGAAAUUUUUGGUUUAUACUGGCACUAAUUCACCAUUGAAUUCAUCGUCUCUAAUUAUGCCAAAUACAAAUAAAACUAUUACUAAACCACUUCUCCAUCAAGGAUACAAUAUAUCUGGAUACAUAAUUUUUACAUAAAAUACCGUCGACCGCACGGUAAGAAACCAAGAAAUGCAUGUCGUCCUUGAAGGGUUAAAGAUAUACUACCUUUUCUAUUGCACUAAAACUAUCUUGAUAGUCUUUUAUUUUUAGCUGCAUUAUUUUGCACUUUCGUGCAAUGUCUUCUUGUUCUGCUAGUUUUGGUGCAAGGUUUACCAUAUCUUGAAGAUCAAUUCCUAUAAAAUUAAACCUUUAAAUGAUUUGAAGUUAUUAUUAAAACAUAAUUGUAUAGCUGAAUAAUUGUUGUACCUGCAGUGAAGAUUUUAUCAUCACCCGAAAGUACAAUAACUCUGCAUUCUGGAUCUACUGCUAACUCAUUGAAACAUGUUUUGAAUUCUCUACAAAAUCAUUAAAUCAAAAAUAAUUUUAAAUACACUAUUAAUUAAAAUGUUAAUACAUACUUCCACAUAGCUUCAUUCAUAGAAUUAAGUUUUUUAGGUCUAUUUAAUUGCACCAUGUAAAUAAAUUCCUGUGGCACUGAUAUCUUCAAUGUUUUAAAUUUUUCAAAACUGUGUCCACUACUGUACUUCAUUUUGUAACAAUGUUGUACUCCUAAAAUAAAAUAAUUUUCAUUGAUCACCAUAUACAUA
Messenger RNA from Megalopta genalis, 2178 nucleotides. Lineage: Eukaryota; Metazoa; Arthropoda; Insecta; Hymenoptera; Halictidae. The record is from RefSeq and is a predicted model, not a curated record.